GGGUCUCCCCAACCACAGGCCUGGAGCCUCUACAGCCGGCUCUCCCAUUUUGUUUUGGUCUCUUUUUGUUGUUGUUUGCUGUCGUUUGAAACCGUUUCGUGUGGCGCCGGCUUAGCCUCGAACUCCCUGUUUGAAGGAUCACCACUGACCUACUAAAGAGAUCUCAAACCAAAAAUAAAACCAGGAAAAAUUGCUAGACUCAAGAAGGAUGGAUCCAUGUUCAGUUGGAGUCCAGCUUCGUACCACAAAUGAGUGCCAUAAAACCUUCUAUACUCGUAACACAGGUUUCAAGACUUUGCAAGAAUUGUCAUCAAAUGACAUGCUUUUGCUUCAGCUUAGAACCGGAAUGACACUUUCUGGGAAUAACACAAUUUGCUUACAUCAUGCAAAAAUUUACAUUGAUAGAUUUGAGGAUCUGCAAAAGUCAUGUUGUGACCCAUUUAACAUACACAAAAAGCUGGCAAAGAAAAAUUUGCAUGUAAUUGACUUAGAUGAUGCCACAUUUCUGAGUGCAAAAUUUGGAAGACAACUUGUACCUGGUUGGAAGCUUUGUCCAAAAUGUACCCAAAUCAUCAAUGGAAGUGUAGAUGUUGACUCUGAAGACCGCCAGAGAAGAAAACCUGAGUCAGAUGGAAGAACUGCUAAAGCUUUGAGGUCACUGCAAUUUACAAACCCAGGGAAGCAAACAGAAUUUGCUCCAGAAACUGGUAAAAGGGAAAAAAGAAGGCUAACGAAAAAUUCAAGUGUUGGCUCAGACAGACAGGUUAUUCCAGCAAAGAGUAAGGUCUAUGACAGCCAAGGGCUCCUGAUUUUCAGUGGGAUGGACCUCUGCGACUGCCUGGAUGAGGACUGCUUAGGGUGCUUCUACGCUUGUCCUGCCUGUGGCUCCACCAAAUGUGGAGCUGAGUGCCGCUGUGACCGCAAGUGGCUGUAUGAACAGAUAGAGAUUGAAGGAGGAGAAAUCAUCCAUAAUAAGCAUGCUGGAGGCACAUUUUGCAGUGAAGGCACAUUUAACUUUAAAGAAAUGAAGUAAAACAAGGUUGGGUGCAGAGUGGCUGGAUCAUUGCCUUUUCAAGGGAAAGUUAUAUAAAGCCAAGAUUAAAGAGGACAAACGCUAACAGACAAAAGAAUUCAACAUGCAAAUGCAAGCCCUGUCAAUAUCCUUUUAUUAUCAAUAACCAACGUAACAUUGAAGAAUUUGAGAGACACCUUAAGCUAUAGGUUUUAUUAUAUCCUGGUACCCCAUGUUUACAAACUUAGUUAUUUUGACAACUAAAUUGGUUGUUUGGUUGCUUAAUAUCUGCUAACAGUGGCAGCAUUUGUUCUGUGCAAAUGUGAUCCCUCUACAAGGUCUGGGUUAAAUACAAAUCUAGUAACAUUUAGAGGGGUAAAGUUGGUAUAUGUUUAGUGAAGUGUAACAUUGUUAUAAUUUUUUCUUUUAUUGAAGAGUGAUCUCUCUCAUUCUAGGCUUAGCUACUUUGAAGUCACCACUAUCCUACUACCUCAGGUUCCUGAGUGCUAGGAUUAUAGGCACAAGCCACCACACCUCACUCUAGGAUUUUUAAAGUAAUAGCAGUCUUGUGCUAUAUAUGAAGUUAGCCAUUUGAUUCACAUUUGCCAUUUGACUGAGUCGAAUAAGGUCACCUCAGUUGUUAAAAGAAAGCUAGGGCUGGAGAGAUGGCUUAGCAGUUAAGCGCUCGCCUGUGAAGCCUAAGGACCCAGGUUCGAGGCUCAAUUCCCCAGGACCCACGUUAGCCAGAUACCCAAGGGGGCAGUGGCUGGA
This is a messenger RNA of Jaculus jaculus (lesser Egyptian jerboa), 1783 nucleotides long. It is a transcript of the gene Arl14ep, whose product is annotated as ADP ribosylation factor like GTPase 14 effector protein. Bases 209 to 1033 code for a protein of 274 amino acids. Lineage: Eukaryota; Metazoa; Chordata; Mammalia; Rodentia; Dipodidae. The transcript has 5 exons. Gene Ontology annotation, cellular component: intracellular membrane-bounded organelle. The record is from RefSeq and is a predicted model, not a curated record.